UCUUUAACUCUCAACACGUUUGACGUUCUGCGCUCGGUGGUGUUCUUCUACAUUAAGACUCCUCUGAGGGUGAAGGAGGCGGGACUAGAGGAACUCAUCCCCACCACCUGGUGGCCCACACGCUUCGACAAAGAGGUACAGCCAAUCACAGCUCUCCUCUCAGAGGUACAGCCAAUCACAUCUCUCCACUCAGAGGUACAGCCAAUCACGUCUCUGUUGCGCCCCAGUAGUGUCUCCUUUCACCUGAAGUGUGCACUUUUUCUAUACUUUCCACAAAUCUAAAAGCAUUGGAUUGGUGGAGGCAUGGGCUACUGGGGGGUUACACCAUCUUUCUUAUACCAGUCAUUUCCUAUCAAAUCAGUGAAGGGAAGUGAACAAGUGCACACUUUGGGAGGAAUGAGAGAUAAUUGGGACAGAGCCACAAUCAUAUCUCUCCUCUGAAAUAGUCACAUUCCUCUUCUCAAGCACAUAGGGUUUUCUCUGAAACAAUCACAUUCCUGUUCUCAAGCGUAGAGGGUUUUCUCUGAAACAAUCACAUUCCUGUUCUCAAGCGUAGAGGGUUUUCUCUGAAACAGUCACAUUCCUGUUCGCAAGCGUAGAGGGUUUUCUCUGAAACAAUCACAUUCCUGUUCGCAAGCGUAGAGGGUUUUCUCUGAAACAAUCACAUUCCUGUUCUCAAGCGUAGAGGGUUUUCUCUGAAACAAUCACAUUCCUGUUCUCAAGCGUAGAGGGUUUUCUCUGAAACAGUCACAUUCCUGUUCGCAAGCGUAGAGGGUUUUCUCUGAAACAAUCACAUUCCUGUUCUCAAGCGUAGAGGGUUUUCUGUCCCAUGUUCAGUAGGUCACAAAACAAAGACAUCUGGGAAACAAAAUAAAAAAUAAUAUUUGUUAUCGUUAUAUUACCGAGACACAUUUGAAAAGGAUGUCAAAUGAUUUGGCGAUCAUUUUUUGUUGUUUCAGAAGCGGAUAACAUUUCUAGCUACAUUCUUAGACAAAAAAAGGUUAUUAGUUUGUCCACAUAGGAUCACCGUUUUGCUUCCAGGUUUUUGCCCUACCACUACACAGCUGAUUCAAAUGAUCAAGGCUUGAUUAUCAGUGGGGUCCCGAGGACCGAGUUUGGGAAACCAUCUGUUAGUGAAAGGGUUCCACUUGGAACCAAAAAUCGUUUAUUUUCAGAGGAUUUACCCAUGGGGACAACUGAAGAAGCCUUUAUGGAUCUAGGUAGCACUGCUUAUUUCUACGAGUGUAACAAAGUGAUAACGGGAACUGUGGUUGUAUGAAAUACAGUACAAUCAGUCCCCUGUCAUGUGACUAUACAAUCAGUCCCCUGUCAUGUGACUAUACAAUCAGUCCCCUGUCAUGUGACUAGGGAAAGGAGUCUAAAGAUGAGAGUGCAGAGGAGAGGCUGAGACGCCGGGCCUACGAGAGAGGCUGUCAGAGGCUCAAGAAGAGGAUUGAGGGUAAGUAAUGUCCACUACUGUUAAAAUCCCCCUCACACCUGUCCGUCUGUCUGUCUCUCUGUCUGCCUGUCUACCCAGUACAGCCAGAAGGGGUUGGGUUCCCUCUAGGUUGGGUCCCUCUAGGUUGGGUCCCUCUGGGUUGGGUCCCUCUAGGUUGGGUCCCUCUAGGUUGGGUCCCUCCUAGGUUGGGUCCCUCCUAGGUUGGGUCCCUCCUAGGUUGGGUCCCUCCUAGGUUGGGUCCCUCCUAGGUUGGGUCCCUCUAGGUUGGGUCCCUCUAGGUUGGGUCCCUCUAGGUUGGGUCCCUCUAGGUUGGGUCCCUCCUAGGUUGGGUCCCUCCUAGGUUGGGUCCCUCCUAGGUUGGGUCCCUCCUGGGUUGGGUCCCUCUGGGUUGGGUCCCUCCUAGGUUGGGUCCCUCUAGGUUGGGUCCCUCUAGGUUGGGUCCCUCUAGGUUGGGUCCCUCCUAGGUUGGGUCCCUCCUAGGUUGGGUCCCUCUGGGUUGGGUCCCUCCUAGGUUGGGUCCCUCCUAGGUUGGGUUCCUCUCUACGUUUUCUUCCUUGGGAGUUUUUUUUCCCUUUCCUGUGCUUCUGUUCCUGCUUCUGCUUGCUCUUUGUGGUCCAGGCCUGGUUCUGUGAAAGCACUUUGUGACAACUGCUGAUGUUAAAAAAAAGGUUUUAUAAAUGCAUUUUACUGUGCUCAAUGCUCUCUGGCUCAGCUGUGCGGUCUCUUCUGUCCUGUCAGUGGUGGAGGAGUUGCAGGUUCAGAUCCUGAAGCUGAUGCUCAACAACAAGGACAAAGGGACGGUACGUUACUUUGGUUUAGACUUUCAUUUUGGCCAUUUUUAGCAAAACAUUUUAUCCCGAUGUACGUACAGAAAUGUCAGCAUUGACACAUUUAUUCGCUGGAGAUGCACCGUUGAGGCCGUUUGCUUCACUAGGAGCUGAAAUGAAUAAAUGUGAUUUCCCCCAGGAUAUCUGGGGGAAUCAAAAUCACAUUACUGCUGUUGUUUUCUGGUGUCCUUCACUAUAAUGCAGUUAUACUUCCAUUAGAACAUGUCUAAAACUCUCACUGACCAUCGCUGCCUCUGUCUCUCACAGGGUGAAGCGUCGCGGUACAUAUUCCUGAAUAAGUUCAGGAAGUUUCUACAGGAGAACGCCAGUAACAGAGGGGUAAGAGAUGAUGAUGAUGAUGCGUUUCCUGUGUGUGUGAAUCUUUCAGCACCUCACAGCGCUGUGUCCUCCAGAAAACAUGGGUGUGUUUCCUGUGUUUGUCCUGCAGCAUCCCACGGCGCUGUGUCCUCCAGAAUACAUGGUGUGUUUCCUGCAUCGUCUCAUCACGGCCGUAAGGAGCUACUGGGAUGAAGGGAAGAUGAGGAACCCUGCCAGCGUCAGCAGCGACGGUGAGAGACACCAGGGUUUCUGUUUUUCGGAAAAUGUGGCGCCGGACUUUUGAACAGCAGCAUUUAAAUUUACCGGACAUUUGAGAAAUUUACCGGACCGAUAUGCAUUGGGGUGUGUAACCCGAUUUAGGGCGUCCACCCACGGUGCUCAGAACGACAGAAAUCACAUUUUUAGAUUAUGGUCAUUCGUCUUAACAGAACAUGCAACAGCGUGCGUCCUUAUUGAAUUCCGAUGUUCAUUUGAAGAUGUUAGUAUAACUGUCCACAUUUGGACUUUUCCUCAGCCAACAAGACGAGUAAUGAACAGCAAAGUCAGAAGCCUAUGUCAAUCUACUAUCCCCCAUAGGAGAAACGUUUACCUAUACUAUUGGUCAGCUUGCCGUUCUCUGCGAGAAAGAAAUAGCCUAUUCCAAACAAACUCUGGGACAGUUGUGGGACCAUAUAUCACUAAUUCACCAGUAGGCUACAUCAACAAAAAAAAACAAUGAGUCUAAUGCAACAGAUCCGAACGUUUAGCUUCAAAUGUUGAUAAACUGUUAUUUCUUCACAUCAUAAAGCGCAGCAAUGCGCACAAGGCAUGUUCGUUCCAUAAUGCAAUUAGCGGGAAAACACUGUUGUCAAAAGCGCACCGCACAUGAGAGCUUUUUCAUGAGACAGAGAUGGAAAUACCCAUUAGAAUUUUAGAAAGAGGGGAGAUCUAAAGAUGUAACCACUAGCAUGGGGUUGCUAAUAUGACUAGGAUUGUGCCUCUGGUUACUAGACAAUGAAAUAAUUCCAAUAUAACAUGAGAAAUAGGCUACUAGUUUCAUAUUUCAUUUCAAGUCUUUAAAAAUAAUUGGCUUGGCUAGGUAAGGUGAACAUGCCUCAUAAUAUGUAGUAAAACGUUCCGGUUUCAAACGAUGAAGUAUGUUUUCAAAAUGCAUACUGCCUCCAGCUCAUUGCAAAGUGGUGUGUGACGCGCUGAAGCCUGCCUACCGUUAUAUGCAAUUGAAUGGCGACAUGGAAGUGCGCUUCAAUUACCAGUUGAGAAAUAAAAUAGCAGCUCUUUUUAAUCUUGGCUAUCAACAGGGCAAUAACAUUGUGAGCAAAAUGAUUAAUCAUACCAUUUUAGUAAACAGUUUAAGGGACCUUUUUUACAUUUGAGCAUCUGUGGCCUCCAUUUCAGAAAAUGUACCUAAAAUGUGUAAUUGGUGUUACCACCAUUGGUGUUACUACUCCUACUGGUUGCACAGUGUUAUCAUAAUGGUAAACAUGAUUUAAAGUCAUUAAGCUACCAUAAUAGUUGAUUUAGAAUGGGAAGAUGUACUCACAUCAUAUACAUUUUAAUAAAAGACAAAUCCAUGCCCAAAUGCCACCUUUAAUUCAAGAACGACCCAACUUCAAACUUUGAGUGGGAAUACAACAGACCAAUGUCAAGUUACUUCUAUUAAAGGGAUACUUCAGGAUUUUGGCGAUGAAGCCCUUUUAUACUUCCCCAGAGUCAGAUGAACUCGUGGAUACCCUAUUCGUCUCUGCCUGCAGUUUUGAAGUAAGUUGCUAACUAGCGUUAGCAUGCUAGCUGUUACCAUAGACUUCUAGUCAUUGCCCUAACGCUAGUUAGCAUUGGCUUUCGAAAACUACCUCCUAACUUCCUUCCUCACUUGAUGCGGAUACAUAAACAUUACAUCCACGAGUUCAUCUGACUCUGGGGAAAUAGAAAAAAUGGGUUCAUUAGACAAAAUCCCAAAAGUAUCCCUUUAACCCUGCAGUUGGAGAGGAUUUGGAGGAGACCUCAAACCCAUCAGCGCAUUCGAUCAGUGUCUAGGGGAACUUCACCCUACUCAGAGCAAAGCCCUCAAAGUAUUCCAGUUUAAACAUCCAGUCAGGGUCCGCAGAGUAAUAUGAGAAGAAUGCAAUUGCUGCAUUUAUGUAGAUUUUUCUAAACUAAGUGCAUGGUUUCGCACAAGGCGCUUAAAGUACUUGAAUUUGGCACUCGGAGAAGUCAUUUUCUCAAGUUCGUACUUGAAAAGUACUUGAAUUAAAAAUGAGAGGAACAGAUAAUGAUCAAAUGUUUUGGUCUUGCUAAUUUAAUUUCUACCAAGUUUUAUUUCCUGACGUGUUUUGCGCUGUGAUUGCCAGGCGACCUGGCUCAUUUCACCCACACUGCCACUCAGCCGGGCAGGUACAGAACUGACUGAUUAGGAGCUGCCAAAUGUCACAUCGAUAGCUAAAAUGCCGGGCAAAUGUAGAUUAAAUUCUGCCUUUUGUGCAUAUGGAACAUUUCUGGGAUCUUUUAUUUUCAGCUCAUGAAACAUAGGACCAACACUAUAUGUUGCGUUUUUUAUGUUUUUGUUCAGUAUAGAUUACUCACCUUUUUUUUUUUUACCACUACAUCUCACUGGACCCAACCAACCCACACUGUGAGGUGCAAAAAAAUGCGUCAGACUUUUACAUUGCGAGCAUGGGUGAAUCGGCCCUGAAGAGCCACGUGAAGGGCGAAAGACCCGACACUGCAUCCUGUGCUGGCGCCAAAUCAAAUCAAAUCAAAUUUUAUUGGUCACAUGCGCCGAAUACAACAGGUGCAGACAUUACAGUGAAAUGCUUACUUACAGCCCUUAACCAACAGUGCAUUUAUUUUUAACAAAAAAAGUAAAAAUAAAACAACAACAAAAAAAGUGUUGAGAAAAAAAAGAGCAGAAGUAAAAUAAAAUAACAGUAGGGAGGCUAUAUAUACAGGGGGGUACCGUUGCAGAGUCAAUGUGCGGGGGCACCGGCUAGUUGAGGUAAUAUGUACAUGUGGGUAGAGUUAAAGUGACUAUGCAUAAAUAAUUAACAGAGUAGCAGCAGCGUAAAAAGGAUGGGGUGGGGGGGCAGUGCAAAUAGUCCGGGUAGCCAUGAUUAGCUGUUCAGGAGUCUUAUGGCUUGGGGGUAGAAGCUGUUGAGAAGUAUUUUGGACCUAGACUUGGCACUCCGGUACCGCUUGCCGUGCGGUAGCAGAGAGAACAGUCUAUGACUAGGGUGGCUGGAGUCUUUGACAAUUUUGAGGGCCUUCCUCUGACACCGCCUGGUAUAGAGGUCCUGGAUGGCAGGAAGCUUGGCCCCAGUGAUGUACUGGGCCGUACGCACUACCCUCUGUAGUGCCUUGCGGUCGGAGGCCAAGCAGUUGCCAUACCAGGCGCUGAUGCAACCAGUCAGGAUGCUCUCGAUGGUGCAGCUGUAUAAUUUUUUGAGGAUCUGAGGACCCAUGCCAAAUCUUUUCAGUCUCCUGAGGGGGAAUAGGCUUUGUCGUGCCCUCUUCACGACUGUCUUGGUGUGUUUGGACCAUGAUAGUUCGUUGGUGAUGUGGACACCAAGGAACUUGAAGCUCUCAACCUGUUCCACAACAGCCCCGUCGAUGAGAAUGGGGGUGUGCUCAGUCCUCUUUUUUUUUCCUGUAGUCCACAAUCAUCUACAGUUCUACAUUGUGACUUUUUCUCUGCAACAACCUCCCAGAUUUUGCCAAUCGCUUCAAUCACGGAGCGCCCGCGAUAUUCCGCUUUAUCAAGCGGUGGCCGUGCUCCUGCCGUUCUGGUGCCGUUUUCCUCACACAGCCCCCCCCCCCCCCCCCCCCGCCCUUCUCCCGAGCGACACUAAAGCUGCCAGUUGGAAGCAAGACACAUUUUUGUAGCUAUUAAGUAGUAGAUUCCCAAAUGCCCAAUAAAAAGUCAUUAAGCUGGAAUUGUGGAGUAAUGUGUAUAGGAAAUGUGUGUUCACCAGUUGGCAUGUCCCAAAACUCUGCUCAUCACUACUCAAAUUACAAAAUCAUCAGUACUGACUUACCACUCAUGGAUAUAGUAUAUAAGUAGUGAAACAAUGUAUUAUUGAGUAGAACUUGUAAAGUAGUGAUGAAUACUAAGUUAUUUUUCUUCCAUGGUUGUGAUGAUAUACUGCCAUCUGGUGGCGACUAGAAACAAUUGCAUAAUAUGAACUAUUACAAAUUGAUGAUCCUUGAAAAUAUAUAUUAGUGCUUGAAAACGUACUUGAAAGUCCUUGAAUUUGACUUGCCACUGUCUGUACGAACCUUGUCCAAUACUAAACACACUGCUCACUUUUCCCCCAGUACCCAUUACACUCUUCGCCAUCUACUACAUCAAAGGCUAAGGGCAUCACAUCCCCUGGUAUUAAUGGGAAAAUGGGAGAUAUUUAACAGAAAAGCGUUUCCUAAGCCAUUUAUACAUUUGUUUUCCCCUCUCAUCCUAUUGCUCAGGGGACUGAGUUUAUAAUUAUCUUAAUUACUUUGCGGGCAAUUACCCACAAUAGCCGCUGUCUUCCUCUACUACGUCAAUGGUAAUUGUAAUCCUCUUCUCUCCUCCUCCUCUUCCCCCUCUCCUCUCUCCAGAGGCUUACGUUCCCCCUCAGCUCUUCUACAAUGGGAAGGUGGACUACUUUGACCUUCAGCGACUUGGAGGCCUUCUCUCUCAUCUGAAGAAAACCCUCAAA
This is a messenger RNA of Coregonus sp. 'balchen', 7313 nucleotides long. Lineage: Eukaryota; Metazoa; Chordata; Actinopteri; Salmoniformes; Salmonidae. The record is from the annotation of a GenBank genome assembly.